UAUGUGGUGAAGGUGAGUUGGGGAAAGUGAAGAGAAGAUAUGCUUAUUCUUAUUAUUAUCCAUUAAUUUUGUUUCUUUGUUGAACAACAGUUUGAUUUUGAGGUAUGGAAGGGUUGGCGGUUCCAUUCCCAAAUCUCUUGCUUCCAAAAGUUGCCGCCGAUGCUUCUACUUGUACUUCCAUUUCCAUUUCCACUUCCACUUCCACUCUCACUCCCACUGGAUUUCUCUCUCUCAAACAACUUGGCCGACGUCGUCGUUUUGCCUUUUGUACAUCAUCGCAGUCGCAACCGCAAUCGCAACCUCAACACCCAGCCGAACAAGUGAUCACAACAGGGAAUGUGAGUGGAGAUUCCAUACGGCAAAGAUUUCUUAGUUUUUAUGCUUCCCGCGGUCACAAGGUCCUUCCCAGUGCUUCUCUCGUCCCAGAUGACCCCACUGUUCUCCUCACUAUCGCUGGUAUGCUUCAAUUCAAGCCUAUCUUCCUUGGUAAUGUUCCCAGAGAAUUGCCUCGUGCUACUACUUCUCAAAGGUGCAUACGUACUAAUGAUAUCAACAACGUUGGCCAAACCUCACGACAUCAUACCUUCUUUGAAAUGCUUGGAAACUUCAGCUUUGGUGAUUACUUCAAAAAACAAGCUAUUCAAUGGGCCUGGGAAUUAUCUACCAUUGAGUUUGCUUUGCCGCCAGAGAGAUUAUGGAUUAGUGUUUAUAAAGAUGAUCAUGAGGCUUUUCAGUUAUGGUCUCAACAGAUUGGUGUCCCUGCUGAGCGAAUUAAGAGCUUGGGUGAAGAUGACAACUUUUGGACUAGUGGAGCCACCGGUCCCUGUGGUCCUUGCUCCGAAAUAUAUUAUGACUUUCAUCCUGAGAGGGGAUACACUGAUGCCGAUCUUGGUGAUGAUACACGGUUUAUAGAGUUCUACAAUUUAGUAUUCAUGCAAUACAACAAAAAAGAUGAUGGUUCUCUUGAACCUCUAAAGCAAAAGAACAUAGAUACUGGGCUUGGUUUGGAGCGCAUGGCUCGCAUUCUUCAAAAGGUUCCCAACAACUAUGAAACGGACUUGAUUCUCCCCAUCAUAGAGAAGGCAUCUGAAUUAGCAAAUGUUUCAUAUGGCAUUUCUGAUGAUUUGACAAAGAGGUAUCUAAAAAUUGUAGGAGAUCACAUGCGUGCAAUUGUGUUUCUCGUCUCUGAUGGUGUUGUCCCAUCAAAUGUUGGGAGGGGUUAUGUAGUUCGACGGCUUAUUAGAAGGGUCGUUCGUACAGGCAGAUUGCUUGGUAUAAAAGGUGAUGGUAGGGGAGACCUUGAUGGAGCAUUUUUACCCAUUAUUGCUGAGAAAGUAGUAGAAUUAAGUACACACAUUGAUGCUGAUGUGAAGAAUAGAGCUCCCCGAAUCCUUGAGGAGUUGAAGAGAGAAGAGCUUCGGUUUGUGCAGACACUGGAAAGAGGAGAAAAGUUGCUCGAGGAGAAGCUUGCUGAUGCUAUAUCAAGAGCUGAAAGAAAUGGAACUGUGCCUUGCUUGGCUGGUGAAGAUGUGUUUAUUUUGUAUGAUACCUACGGUUUCCCAAUGGAAAUAACAAAAGAAGUGGGGGAAGAACGUGGUGUUAGUAUUGACAUGAAUGGUUUUGAUAUUGAGAUGGAGAAGCAAAGGCGACAAUCACAAGCUGCACACAAUACCGUCAAGCUUGCCAUUGGAAGUGGGGCAAAUAUUGUAGACAAUGUUCCUGACACUGAGUUUGUUGGAUAUGACAGUCUUUAUUGUAAUGCAAUUGUAGCAAGCCUAGUGGUAAAUGGUGAUCCAGCUGUACAGGUUAGUGAAGGUAGUAAUGUGGAAGUUUUGCUGAACAAGACUCCAUUUUAUGCUGAAUCAGGAGGACAAAUUGGAGAUCAUGGUUUUCUAUAUAUUUCAGAAGGCAAGAAUCAACCUCGGGCUGUUGUGGAGAUAAUAGAUGUUCAGAAGUCUUUUGGUAAUAUAUUUGUUCACAAGGGUACUGUCCAAAAGGGUGUUGUAGAUGUUGGUAUACAAGUGGAAGCAACAGUGAAUGUAAAGUUGAGGCAACGAGCUAAGGUUCAUCAUACUGCUACUCAUUUACUACAAGCUGCACUUAAAGAAGUCAUCGGUCAGGAGACCUCUCAAGCUGGUUCUUUGGUUGCAUUUGAUCGUCUCAGAUUUGAUUUCAACUUCCACCGCCCACUUCUUGAUAAUGAGCUUGCAAAAAUUGAAAUGCUGAUCAACGGAUGGAUUGAGGAUGCAAUUCUUCUUCAGACCAAAGUGAUGCCUCUUUCUGACGCAAAAAAAGCAGGGGCUAUUGCAAUGUUUGGAGAAAAAUAUGGUGAAGAGGUACGUGUUGUAGAGGUUCCUGGAGUAUCAAUGGAACUUUGUGGUGGGACUCACGUCAGUAAUACUUCUGAAAUUCGUGGUUUUAAAAUAAUUUCAGAGCAGGGUAUUGCAUCUGGAGUCAGGCGAAUUGAAGCUGUAGCUGGGGAAGCUUUCAUUGAGUAUGUCAAUGCCCGAGAUUCUUAUCUGAAACAGCUAUGUUCCACUCUCAAAGUUAAACCUGAAGAAGUAACUGCAAGGGUGGAAAACCUUUUAGAGGAGUUACGGGUAGCAAGAAAUGAAAACUUGGCUGUGCGUGCGAAAGCAGCAGUCUACAAAGCUUCAGUUAUUGCAAGCAAAAUGUUUUUGGUUGGGAAUUCAAAACAGUACAGGGUACUAGUUGAGUGCUUGGAUGAUGUUGAUGCGGAGUCACUUAAAAGUGCUGCAGAAUAUUUAAUGGAAACACUAGCAGAUCCAGCAGCUAUUGUCCUGGGGUCAUGUCCAGGUGAAGGGAAGGUUAGUCUAGUGGCUGCUUUUACUCCAGGGGUGGUGGAUCAAGGGAUUCAGGCAGGUAAAUUUAUUGGACAGAUAGCAAAAUUAUGUGGUGGCGGAGGUGGUGGAAGGCCUAAUUUCGCUCAAGCUGGUGGGAGAAAGCCUGAAAAUUUGGCUGGUGCCCUCGAGAAGGCUAAGUCAGAGCUUAUAGCUAAUCUUUGUGAAAAAGGGAACUGAGUCCACAGAUACUUGACAAAUAUUUUAAUGUUAAUUAACGCAAUAGAUAAUAUUGAUUCUUUGUUUUGGAGACUACAGUACAUCACCAGAGGGUCAGAAGCUUAAGUACAGAUUUUUCUUUCAGUUCCAGGAAGCUUAUAAUUGAAAAUUCCAAAUAGGGUAUAGCGCUUGUAAAAAUGUGACCGUACGUAGUAUCCUGACACAAGCAAGCCUGCGCUGGCGCAUACGAUCCCAACAUGUAAAUUUUGACUUGCACAUCUCAGAUGGAUGUAAGUCUUUGUAACUAUAAUUAUACAUGAAGCUGGACUUUUCUUUACCGUGUAUAAAAUAGCUCAAAUAUCUUUUCCCUUAGCA
Molecule: messenger RNA, 3395 nt
Organism: Cicer arietinum (chickpea)
Lineage: Eukaryota; Viridiplantae; Streptophyta; Magnoliopsida; Fabales; Fabaceae
Product: alanine--tRNA ligase, chloroplastic/mitochondrial
Biological process (GO): alanyl-tRNA aminoacylation
Cellular component (GO): chloroplast; cytoplasm; cytosol
Molecular function (GO): alanine-tRNA ligase activity; aminoacyl-tRNA deacylase activity; ATP binding
Source: RefSeq, a predicted model, not a curated record